CCUCUCCUUCUCUCUCUCUCUCUCUCUCUCGCUCACUAGUUCCUCCUUAAACAAACGAGGCCUGUUCACACCAGCCACUCCAGGUCACCACCCAAAGUCCACGUAGGCAGGACCAGGAGAGGGGCAAGCUGGAGGGCUGCGCCGUUGUCAGAAUGACUUUUUGUCCCAGGGUGUGUUUUUGUUGUCGUUUGAAAGCCAGCUCGAUAGCUCCCGGUCCGGCAACCUGCUUGAUGACAUCAUGACUAAUGAGUAAGGCUUCCGACGCCGCCGAGCGAGAUUAUAGAGAACAUCUGGAGUCGCGUUUCAUGUCGAGAUGGGAUCAUGUCAGAGCAGCGUGUGUGUGUGAAUUGGCAAAAGUGCAAAGGUGAGAGUGCGAUGAGGAGAGCGUUCCCAGAGUGAGGAGGCCAUGGGCUGCACCUCGGCCAAGCAGGUGUCGGCCGUGCCCAACGAAGACGAGGGCCGUGGCAAGGCCUACAGCAACGGGGACCUCUUUGGCGAUGAGUACAAGAUGAAGGCGGUGGAGGAGGUGAAGUACAUGAGAGGGGAAGAAAACCGGGUAAAUGUACGCAACCAGGAGAACUUGGAGAGAAAUAACGUGCCGCAAAGGGGCAAGUUGCAGAAAGAGACGGCGGCAAAUAUUAAAUCAAACAUUCACACGUCAGACAGCCAGCAGGAAUUCUUCCGGAUGCUGGAUGAGAAGAUUGAGAAGGGGCGAGACUACUGCUCAGAGGAGGAGGAGGAAGAAGAGGAGGAGGCGACGACGACAUAGCACAGAGGCCCCCCAGCACCAGCCCCUCCCAGACAUCACACCAAUUGAAAGCCUCACAGUGUGUGAGUGUGUGAGGGCGUCCAAUCAGUGUUUUACCAGCGGGGGGUGUACGGGCUACGGCGACGUAAAAGUAUUUUAAGUGUCAAUGACAAAAAGAACAUUUUUCCACCCCGAGUGCACUGACGAGUGAAAAGGACAGAGCGAACAUUCCCAAAUGUGGCGGCCCGCAGAGGUGAAGAAGAGUUACGGAAUGGAACUUUAUUGAUGGACAAGCUGGACAGAAAGAUUUUGUGAUAUUUUAAUAAGAGGCAGGAGUCCGCUACCUUUUUUUUUUUUUUUUUCCACCCCCACCCUUUUUUUUUUGGAACACUUGUAAAUUAUCAACAUGGAGCAGGUUACUGCUGCCUCAUCCUCCCUCAACACACACAUACAAAGUUCAACAUUCAAGACACUCGCCGCCCCCCCCCCCCCCCCCCCCCCCCACACACACACACCUUUUUAGCGUCUACACACACUCAGGCACUGUAGCAACACAAAACUGAAGAGGGAGGAUGGGGAGAAUGAAUAGAAUGCGUGGUUGCUUUUUUCUUGUUUUGUUUACCGGAGAUACCCUUGUUAUAUUAUUUGUAUAUGUUUUUUCUAUUAAAAUAAAGAGGGCAAAGUUUUUA
Syngnathus acus (greater pipefish) is the source of this 1437-nucleotide messenger RNA. RefSeq lists its product as uncharacterized. Lineage: Eukaryota; Metazoa; Chordata; Actinopteri; Syngnathiformes; Syngnathidae. The transcript is spliced from 6 exons. The record is from RefSeq and is a predicted model, not a curated record. Bases 407 to 769 code for a protein of 120 amino acids.